This is a messenger RNA of Mytilus trossulus (common blue mussel), 2583 nucleotides long. RefSeq lists its product as uncharacterized. Lineage: Eukaryota; Metazoa; Mollusca; Bivalvia; Mytilida; Mytilidae. The transcript has 6 exons. The coding region runs from base 99 to 2120 and encodes 673 amino acids. The record is from RefSeq and is a predicted model, not a curated record.
UUCUCUUCAACAGUCAGAUCAUCAAAUUUUAUAAUUUACAAGACGACACCAAGAAUUUACAGUUAUUAUUUAAGAUAAGACAAAGAUUAAAAGAAAGAAUGCAUGCUUCUGAAUCAAAAGAAAGAAGAAAAAGAUACAAGAAAGCAUGGAUGCAUGGGGCACGUUCUGUUCAAAGAAAAAGAUGUCGUGAAAUUGGUUCCAGUGACUCUGAGGAUGAAAAUCAAUACAGUAACAUGCAUGUUAACACAGGAGAAAAUUCUAGUAUUUCUUCUUCAAAAUCAAAUUAUGAGUCAAACAUACAUGAAGAUCAGGGAAUCUUGAGUGAUGAUGAACUGGUAGCUUGUGAAAAUGAUUCAAUUUCUGACAGUAACCAAGUUUCGCAAAGUGAGUCAGAAUUAUGGAAUGCAAUUGAUCAACAUAUCAUCAUAUCAUCUGAUUCAGAGGACAAUUCAGAAAUUCCAAAUCAGGAGUUAUUGUCAAAACUAUUACCUUCCUGGGUUAAUGAAAACAAUAUUUCACACAAUUCAACUGAUAAGCUGCUUAAGAUGUUAAAAUUUAUUGGAUUAAAACAAUUACCAUCAACAGCUAGAAGUCUUUUAAAAACUAAACGUCACGUUGAUACCAAAAAAGUCUCAGGAAUGGAUUAUUUUUACUUUGGGAUAGAAGAAGGUAUUGUUGACAACUUAAAAAAAUAUCCAGAAAAAUUGCAAGAAAAUGUCCAACAAAUAGAUAUUUGUUUUAAUAUAGAUGGUCUGCCUCUUUUUAAAAGUUCUCGAACAUCAUUGUGGCCGAUAUUAUGCGGGUUAUCGCUAGAAAAAUAUCCAGUAGCAGUAUUUCCCGUUGCAUUAUGCUUAGGUCAAAGCAAGCCAAAAGAUUUGAAUUUCAUGAAUGAUGCAAUUGAAGAACUUCAAAGGUUGAAUGGCAACGGGUUUCAGUUUAAAGAAAGAACUAUUCAAAUAAAAAUAUGUAGCUUUAUUUGUGAUGCUCCUGCCAAAGCAAUGAUAAAAAAUGUUAAAUUAUAUUCAGGUUAUUAUGGAUGUGAUAAAUGUACCCAAACUGGAGUAUGGAAUGGUAGAAUAACAUAUCAGGAAAUUGACACUGCACAGCCUCGCACUGAUAUAUCAUUCAGGAGUCAAUCACAACCUGAACAUCAUCAUGGUAACACACCACUAACAAAUCUGCCAAUAGACAUGACUAAAGCAUUUCCAGUUGAUUACAUGCAUCAAACAUGUUUAGGGGUCAUGAAGAGACUGUUGUUACUUUGGUUAAGAGGUAAAAGAGACUUUAAAUUGUCUGCACAAAAUAAAGAUCAAAUAAGUUUUAAGUUGUUACAACUUCGAAAAGCUAUACCCAGUGUAUUUGCCCGAAAACCAAGAAGUCUAGAUGAUGUAGACCGAUGGAAAGCCACUGAAUAUCGCCAAUUUCUCUUAUAUACUGGAAAAAUUGUGUUGAAAGAUAUCCUAAGACCAGAACUAUACUCUCAUUUUAUGACUUUAAGUGUUGGGAUAGGAAUUAUUGUUUCUCCAGAACUAUCUAAGAACCACCAGAUGUAUGCAGAAAAUCUGCUUAAAUUCUUUAUAGCACAGGGAAGAGAAAUUUAUGGCCCUGAAUUUCUAGUGUACAAUGUGCACAGUAUGAUGCAUAUUGCUGAUGAUGUGAAAAAUCUUGGACAUCUUGACAAAUUUAGUGCAUUUCCAUAUGAAAACUAUAUGCAGAAACUGAAAAAAGCAGUUCAUUCUGGAAAAUGUCCUCUAAUUCAAAUAAUCAAAAGAAUUUUUGAAAUGAAAAAUGAGACACAAUGUUUUGUUGAUCAAGAAAAAAAAAUAGUGAAUAAGAAGCCGAACAAUUCUUAUAUAUUAGAUAACCAAAAUGGCUGUGAAGUCAUUGAAUUGACAAAUGAACAACAUACUGACGGUACUGAUUUAGUUUUAUGUCGAAUUCAUAGGCGUUCUGAGCCAAUCUUUAUUGAACCCUGUGACUCAAGAAUUUUAGGUGCCAUGAAAUGUCAUCGUCGGCAUACUGUCAUGAAGAAAAUAUCUAUAAGUCAACUAGAAAGAAGGGCAAUCAUGAUUGAAAAAGGUCUUGAAUCCGUUUUCCUAGCAGUUCUGCAUGAAUUUUAGUCAUUUAAAUGUAUGGUGUAUGAAUACGUCGUGGUGGAGUUCAUCGAGGAGAAGGCUGUCGAGAUUGUGCCUCAAUUGUGGAUACAGAGCACCACAGAGGGAAUGUAUGCUUAUUGGCCAGAUUGCCAUUCUAGUAUGAUAAGGCAUAAAGUAAAGAAGAGGGAAAUACCAGACAAAGAAAACUGGAAGAGAUAUGAAGUCAAGAUAUUUUCUUAUACCGAUACUUAUGAAAAAGCUCUAUCAAGGAGAAAAAGGGCAGAGUAUACCUCGAAUGUUGAAACAGAUGAAGAUGAAUAAAAUAAAAGAGAAGCGGGACGGCCAGACAGAUACAAUAGUUCGGAGGACGAAGAUAACAGCCAUGACAGCGAACCAUCCCAGAAAAAAAUUUGUCGGCCUACUACUAAGACAAACAGCAGUGGUUCUACCACACCUCAGGCAAGCUCAACAACACCUCAUGCAAGCA